AUGUCAAACAGGAGGAUCAAAAGGCUUGUGGUCUGCGUGGACAGACAAACGAGAGUAAGGGUCAAGUACGACAACGAAAGUGUGAAGAGACAAGCGAAAAGAUGGAAUGGUUGGGUGUCGCACGGCGCAGGACUGGCAGCGUGUUUUGACUGUGUGCGAUGUGUGCUGAUCACCUGGCACGGCGCAGAAUUAGCACGGUGUGGUGGCGUUGGACGGCGAGCCAGUCGUCGCAGCAAAUAUCAGAAGCAGGAGUUGGCACCAUCUACGACCAUUACUUACUUACCUUCUUACAUGAGCCAGGCCGUUGCAUGCAGCUUGCAGCCUGCAGCAUGCAGCAAUCGCAAGGGGCCUGCACCAGGGGUCACGAUCGAUGCCUCCCUCGUCCUUGUCCUCGUCCUCGUCGUACAGCCAACCAGCGGGCGUAUCGUUGCACCCGCGCCUCUUGCACCACCCUGCGCCUGUCCUCGACCGACAACCUUGACAGACAAGACCUUUGCCUACCGUCUACUUACUUAG
Molecule: messenger RNA, 516 nt
Organism: Bipolaris oryzae ATCC 44560
Lineage: Eukaryota; Fungi; Ascomycota; Dothideomycetes; Pleosporales; Pleosporaceae
Exons: 2
Coding region: 1-516 (171 amino acids)
Source: RefSeq, a predicted model, not a curated record